AUGAAUCGUUUCUACCGUUUCAUAUCUGGUGCCGCUGCCCGUGCUGCGCUUCACUUCUAUGACUCCUCUGCAUUUCUAUUUCCUUGCACGUUUGCCUCAGGAAAGGUAAUUAUACUAGCGUCAGGAAAGACGAGACUACUGGAGUCGUCUAAGCUACCAAAACGGGAAAAGGACUACGAUGACGUUCUGUACCUACAACGUACGUACGCUUGCAUGGACCUGAUCGGCCGAAGAUCUGAUUAUGCAAGAGAGGAUCAAGUGCGACGUCAUCAGACAGACCGAGAUGACACGACGCCACCCACUGAACGCGGUAUAUCAAAUUGGAGAAGAAUAUUCUCAGGAAUAUGCGAGAGUAGUGAAGUUGGUGUCUUCGACAAAACAAGUGCUAAGGUUACUAGUAUUACAUGCGAUUCAAAGGCAGGUUACGACGAAUCUGACGUGGUGUGGGAAUCUGCUGGAAAAGCUAGAGAGGAGUUUGUAGGAACCAUGCUACUUCUUGCUUUCCUUUUCGCUCUUCUAUGCUUCACAUUUGUCGACACUCAAGUAAUCCCGGGUGGAAUUUCUCCUUUGGAUCCGAGUGACCCCAAGAAUAUGGAAAAAGCGUGGAAAGCUGUGAAUGCUGUUAAUGAGAAAGUUAAGAACGGACAGUAUCUUAUGGUUCCAGUAAAGAUUGAAAAAGCUGAAUCGCAAGUUGUAGCUGGUACGAGAUACGUAUUUGAAAUACUCUACGGGGAAUCUGCAUGCAAAAAAGGACAAACAAAUGCAAUCAAUGCUGCCAACUGUCCACCGAAACCAAAAGGACACCAAGCGCUGUAUCAAGUCGAACUGUGGGAGAGACUAUGGGAGAAUUUCGAGCAGUACACUGUAAAAAAAAUCCGAGAUGUGCAUGCAUGCAGAUUUUGA
Messenger RNA from Necator americanus (New World hookworm), 903 nucleotides. RefSeq lists its product as uncharacterized. Gene Ontology annotation, cellular component: vesicle; cytoplasm. The coding region runs from base 1 to 903 and encodes 300 amino acids. Gene Ontology annotation, molecular function: cysteine-type endopeptidase inhibitor activity. The transcript is spliced from 8 exons. NCBI's taxonomy places the organism in Eukaryota, Metazoa, Nematoda, Chromadorea, Rhabditida, Ancylostomatidae. The record is from RefSeq and is a predicted model, not a curated record.